This is a messenger RNA of Ascochyta rabiei, 1305 nucleotides long. RefSeq lists its product as uncharacterized. NCBI's taxonomy places the organism in Eukaryota, Fungi, Ascomycota, Dothideomycetes, Pleosporales, Didymellaceae. Bases 1 to 1305 code for a protein of 434 amino acids. The transcript is spliced from 4 exons. The record is from RefSeq and is a predicted model, not a curated record. Gene Ontology annotation, biological process: spermidine transport; transmembrane transport; spermine transport. Gene Ontology annotation, molecular function: spermidine transmembrane transporter activity; spermine transmembrane transporter activity. Gene Ontology annotation, cellular component: membrane.
AUGAUUGACUUCGACGUCUCGCGUACUGUGGGUCUAAUGGGCAUCAGUUUGUACACGUUAGGACUUGCAUUUGGACCUGUCAUAUCAGCUCCGUUGAGUGAGAAGUAUGGUAGAAAGAUUGUAUACGUCCUCGCGCCACCAGUCUUCAUGCUAUUUACUCUCGGCGCAGGUCUCAGUAAGAGCUUUGCCAGUCUGGUCAUCUGUCGGUUCUUUGCUGGCCUUACUGGGAGUCCGGCGCUUGCAGUGGGUAGCGGUAGCAACGUGGACCUGUUUCCGCCACACAAGCGAGCCAAAAUCAUUGCUGUGUUUCUGAUGGCUCCAUUCGCUGGACCGGCUUUGGGGCCUGUUGUAGGCGGUUUCGUGGCGCAGUACAAAAGUUGGCGUUGGACGCAGUGGUGCAUGAUCUUCAUCGCAUUGACCAUAUACAUCAUGUCCCUUGCCAUGAAAGAGACAUAUAAGCCCAUUAUAUUGGCUCGUCGGGCGAAGAAGCUGGGUCUCGUUACGAAGCCUGCCAGUAGUCCUGGAGCAUCAGCGAUGAAACGCUCUCUUAUCACAAAUUUUUUCCGACCAAUACACAUGCUAGUCACAGAGCCUGUCGUCUUCUUCCUUUCCCUCUACACAGCAUUCGCUUUCGGUGUCCUCUUCCUCAUGUUCGCCGCGUUUCCCUACAUUUUUGCGCGUCCGCCAUACUCCUUCACCGUCUCUCAAUCUGGACUUGCCUUUCUCGCCAUCGGCCUCGGCGUACUCAUCGGUGGAGCGACCGGUUUGUUGAUAGAUCACAAGAUGUAUCAACCCCAAUACCGUGCAGCUUUAGCACGAGGCGAGAAGAACGCCGCGCCUGAGCACCGAUUGUACAACGCUAUGAUGGGAAGUUGGGGAAUUGUGAUAGGUCUCUUUUGGGUUGGGUGGAGUGCAGGCAAAGGAGCACAUUGGGCGAUUGUGCUUGUUGGAAGCGUGCCGUUUGCAUGGGGGAACCUGUGCGUAUUCGUGAGUGUACUGAAAGGUCUACAUUCAGAUAAGCACGAUCGGACUGACUCGGCCUUCCAGACAAGCGCAUCACUGUACAUGACAGACGUAUACGGUCCGCUCAACGGUGCGUCUGCCAUGGCGGCGAAUGGCAUCUUCAGAUAUGCUCUUGGAGCUGCAUUUCCGUUGUUUACUGUGCAGAUGUAUUCAGGCCUUGGCAUAGCGUGGGCUACGUCGCUCUUGGGUUUUUUGUCAGUGCUUAUGUUACCCAUUCCCUGGGUCUUCUACAAGUGGGGCCCGAAGAUCAGAGGGCGGAGUCGUUGUCCCGUCCCGUCAUGA